This is a messenger RNA of Papaver somniferum (opium poppy), 858 nucleotides long. Its product is annotated as transcription factor HY5-like. Gene Ontology annotation, cellular component: nucleus. The record is from RefSeq and is a predicted model, not a curated record. Gene Ontology annotation, molecular function: DNA-binding transcription factor activity, RNA polymerase II-specific. Gene Ontology annotation, biological process: regulation of photomorphogenesis; positive regulation of transcription by RNA polymerase II; response to far red light. The transcript has 4 exons. Bases 113 to 625 code for a protein of 170 amino acids. NCBI's taxonomy places the organism in Eukaryota, Viridiplantae, Streptophyta, Magnoliopsida, Ranunculales, Papaveraceae.
AAAAUAAUAACCCCGCUCUUUUUCUCUCUGUCUCAACAAAAAAAAUCUUUACAGCGAAAUAAAAAAAUCGAAAAUUUCAAGAUCAAUCUCUGAUUUUUAGAAUCAAAAGAAGAUGCAAGAACAAGUUGCAACUACAAACUCUCUUGCUUCUAGUAGUGAAAGAUCUUCUAGUUCUGCGUUUCAUCUCGAAAUCAAAGACGGUGUAGAGAGUGAUGAGGAGAUAAGGAGAGUUCCAGAAAUGGGAAGUGAAGAACCAGGUCCAUCAAUAUCAGGUAGAGGAGAAGGAGGUGGCGGUGGUGGAGGAGGAGAAGCCGGUCCAGACAGGGUUCAAGCAUCAACAUCAGUUGGUAGUACUCAAAGAAAAAGAGGAAGAAGUCCAGCUGAUAAAGAAAACAAAAGGCUAAAAAGGUUGCUGAGGAAUAGGGUAUCAGCUCAACAAGCAAGAGAAAGAAAGAAGGCUUACUUGACAGAUUUAGAAGUGAAAGUGAAAGAAUUAGAGAAGAAGAAUGGGGAACUUGAAGAGAGACUCUCAACUUUGCAAAAUGAGAAUCAGAUGCUUAGACAUAUAUUGAAGAACACAACUGCAAAUCGGAGAGGAGGAAAUAGCAGUGGCAAUGCAGAUUGAUCUUUGUAAUUGUUAUUAGAUAUAUCUAGAAGAUUAGAAAGAGUAGGAGCAAUUUUUCUUUCUUUCUUUUUUAGUUUGUAUUUUAAAAGAGGAUUGAUUUAUAUGGAGUUGUGAAAAAAUGUGUUUCGUUUUUGCAUAGGAAUUCUUCAAUAAAACCACCAUAGUUGGUCCAGUUUGUGACUUUGUUAUUCUCAAGUUCUAUAAUUCCAACAAAUCUGGUUUUGCUCGGUUAA